CGGAGGGAUACACGGACAAUCCCCCCCUUCUGGUAGCGGCAAUAUACACGGCGUUCACCCGCCAGUGGAGCUCCAUCUAACGGACGAGCACAUUCCUGGUCAGCCUCCACACACCGACAAGCACACAAUCCAUCCGACAUGGCUGACCAACUAACAGAGGAGCAGAUUGCAGAGUUCAAGGAGGCCUUCUCCUUAUUCGACAAGGACGGCGAUGGCACCAUCACCACCAAAGAACUUGGCACCGUCAUGAGGUCGCUGGGACAGAACCCCACAGAGGCGGAGCUUCAGGACAUGAUCAAUGAGGUGGACGCUGACGGUAACGGAACCAUUGACUUCCCAGAGUUUUUGACCAUGAUGGCCAGGAAAAUGAAGGACACAGACAGCGAGGAGGAGAUCCGCGAGGCUUUCCGGGUAUUUGACAAGGAUGGAAACGGCUACAUCAGCGCCGCAGAACUCCGUCAUGUCAUGACGAACUUGGGAGAGAAGCUAACGGACGAGGAGGUGGACGAGAUGAUCAGAGAAGCAGACAUCGACGGAGACGGACAAGUCAACUAUGAAGAGUUUGUACAGAUGAUGACCGCAAAGUGAAGCUCGCCCGUCCCGUUCUGUCCCCCUCUUAGAAAAAAAAAGGAAAAAAAAAAACAAAGAAAAAUAUGACAAAAAAAAAAUUCCCAAAUGUUUUACUUACCUCUUAAAGAAGAAAAAAAAAACUGUUCAUUUAUUCAUACUGUUUCUGUAUAGAAAAAUAAUUGAAUGUUGAAAUAAAAAUAUCCUUCUGUCCACACAGGGAAAUAUUACAAAAAAAAUAUAUAUAUAUAUAUACAAAAAUAUCUGCAUGAAAAAAGAUGGUUAGUGAUCCUACCCCUCCCUCGCCCCCCCCUUCCCCCCACUGGAGAUCAGUUUAGCAUCAGUACUGAACAAAUAACAUCCACCCUGUAAACGACUUAUUUCAGACUAAAAACUAUUUUGGUGUCCAGUUCCAUUUGCUUGUUUUAAAUGUCCGAGCUGGUCAUCUUCUCUUUAUCUCUUUUUUUCUGAUCUUUGUGCAUGCAGCUUGAGACCGGAGCACAUACACACACACAUAUACCUGACCUUUUCCCUAAAAAUUCCCAUCCCUCCUGCAGCCUAUCGGAGCGUGCUAAUUCCACUAUACGCUGUCCUAUUGAUGGUUUGGUACAGUUUUUUUGUAUUUGUGGAAGAACCCAGUAAAAAUGAGAUGAUAUUCCAGGUUUAACUCAUAAAGAGGAACGGGGAUUAAAUGUAUGCUAGUUAAAAAGGGGGGGAAUGAUGUUAAAAAAAAUACAUUUUGGCAUGUUUUUUUAUGUUCUAUGGACGACCAUCUUAGUAGUGUCCUGCCCUUUAAAGAGGAAGAGGAAGUGAAAAAAAGGGGGAGGGGCUUGAACAGUCUUACAGUGAGCUUUUAUUUUUUUGUUUUCUUUGCUAAGAUGGCAUGUCUGUCCUGUUUUUCUUGCAAGAGAGAAUCACUGGCCUUCACUUUUUUUUUUUUUCUUUCUUCUGUUUUUCUCGACUCGGACGAGACGGGAGCGAACGGCGUGCUGCGUUCACGGGGCACGCCGACGCGCUCUCUUGAGUUCAGUUUACAUUCAUUCCAAGUUGUACAUGCUAUAGUUUUGUUUUUUUUGUUUGUUUUUUUUUUCAAAUAAAAACCAUGAACUUUAUUAAA
Molecule: messenger RNA, 1684 nt
Organism: Doryrhamphus excisus (bluestripe pipefish)
Lineage: Eukaryota; Metazoa; Chordata; Actinopteri; Syngnathiformes; Syngnathidae
Product: calmodulin-1
Cellular component (GO): myosin II complex
Molecular function (GO): calcium ion binding
Source: RefSeq, a predicted model, not a curated record